GUGCUGAGCGAGCACUGCCCUGUCAAGAGAUAUUUCAGGUGUUUUAGAAGGACAGGAUUUACAGGAAAGGGUCACAAACCAAAUUACCAAGACACACACACCUGAGUGAGAGUGUUCCAAUGCACUGACGGUGCAAAGAACAUGAACCAGUUACACAGCCUGGAGAAACAUCACAACAUUCACAGCGGGGAGAAACUGGACACAUGUUCUGAGUGUAAGUGAGUCUUCAACUGAUCAUCCAACCUGGAGAGACACUCGGACACCUCCAUCAUGGAGAAACCGUGGAAAUGUGGGGACUGUGGAAAGGGAUUCACUUGCCCAUCCCAGCUGGAAGCUCAUCGACGGACUCACACUGGGAGAGACCGUACACCUGUUCCGUGUGUGGGAAAGGAUUCACUCUGAUGUCCAGCCUUCAGUUACACCAGCGAGUUCACACUGACGAGAGGCCUUUUAAAUGCUCUGACUGUGGGAAAGGUUUUAAAAUCUCACCUGAUCUAAUUAAACACCAGCUUGUUCACACUGACGAGAGACCAUUCAGUUAUCCUCAAUGUGAGAAGAGAUUCAGACAGUCGCCUCACCUCAUUCAACACCAGCGAGCUCACACUGGGGAGAGGCCAUACACCUGCUCCGUGUGUGGGAAGGGAUUCAUUUCAUCAUCCAACCUGGUGACACAUCAACGGGUUCACACAGGGGAGAAGAUAUUCACCUGCUCUGUGUGUAGGAAGGGGUUUUCUCAGUCAUCGAACCUGCUGAGACACCAGCAAGUUCACACUGGGGAGAGGCCGUUCACCUGCUCUGUGUGUGGGAAGAGAUUUGCUCGAUCAUCUCACUUGCUGACACACCAGCGAUUGUCCAACCUGGAGAGAAGCAAUGACACCCACACCAUGGAGAAACCAUGGAAAUGUGGGGACUGUGGGAAGGGAUUCAAUUAUCCGUACCAGCUGGAAAUCCAUCGACGCAGUCACACCGGGGAGAGGCCGUUCACCUGCUCCAUCUGUGGGAAGGGAUUCGCAGAGACAUCCAAGCUCCAUAUCCACAUGCGAGUUCACACCGGGGAGAGGCCAUUCCCCUGCUCGGUGUGUGGGAAGGAAUUCGCACAGUUAUCUAGUCUGCUGACACACCAACGUGUUCACACUGAUAAGAGACCUUUCAAAUGUUCGGAAUGUGAGAAGAGUUUCAAAAGCAGAAGUGAGGUGGUCACACACCAGCGCACACACACCGGGGAGAGGCCGUUCACCUGCUCCGAGUGUGGGAAGGGAUUCACACAGUCAUCCACCCUGCGGAAACACCAGAGAACUCACACCGGGGAGAGGCCGUUCACCUGCUCAGUGUGUGGGAAGGGAUUCGCUCAGUCAUCCAGUCUGGUGGAGCACCAAAGAGUUCACACUGGGGAGAGACCGUUCAUCUGCUCCGUGUGUGGGAAGGGAUUCACCCAUUCUUUCAACUUGCUGAGACACCAGCGAGUUCACACUGGGGAGAGACCGUUCACCUGCUCUGUGUGCGGGAAAGAGUUCACUCGUUCAUCCAACUUUGUGACUCACCAGCGAAUUCACAAGUGACUUCAGGUGCUGGUUUCUGCUGUUAUUGCUGUUGUUAAUCAUCCAAACUGAACUGCGUUUGUUCAGACCAUUGGAGUUUAUUUUUCUGAUGUUCGUAGCCCAAUAACUGAGCCGGUGUUUAAUAUUCAGGAUAAAUGUCAAAUGAAUUUGAUUUGUUUUAAA
Molecule: messenger RNA, 1721 nt
Organism: Carcharodon carcharias (great white shark)
Lineage: Eukaryota; Metazoa; Chordata; Chondrichthyes; Lamniformes; Lamnidae
Product: zinc finger protein 271-like
Exons: 3
Coding region: 288-1559 (423 amino acids)
Biological process (GO): regulation of transcription by RNA polymerase II
Molecular function (GO): DNA-binding transcription factor activity, RNA polymerase II-specific; RNA polymerase II cis-regulatory region sequence-specific DNA binding
Source: RefSeq, a predicted model, not a curated record